This is a messenger RNA of Cottoperca gobio, 1885 nucleotides long. It is a transcript of the gene srsf10b, whose product is annotated as serine and arginine rich splicing factor 10b. Lineage: Eukaryota; Metazoa; Chordata; Actinopteri; Perciformes; Bovichtidae. The transcript has 6 exons. Bases 125 to 853 code for a protein of 242 amino acids. Gene Ontology annotation, molecular function: RNA binding. The record is from RefSeq and is a predicted model, not a curated record.
UAUUUGAGAGGAAGAAGAAUCAAAAGGCGCAUGCGCAUGCGCAGGCGCAGCAGAAAUUUCGCUGCAGCAGGUUUUCCUUUCCCAAAAAAAAUAACAAAAUUUCUUCUGCAGAGUGUGUAACUUUAUGGCCAAAUACAUGAGGCCCCCAAACUCGUCUUUGUUCGUCAGAAACAUCUCCGAUGAGUCCAGGCCUGAGGAUUUGCGGCGUGAGUUUGGCCGCUAUGGGCCAGUAGUAGAUGUCUACAUCCCACUUGACUUCCAUACACGUCGGCCAAGAGGAUUUGCAUACAUUCAAUUUGAGGAUGUGCGUGAUGCAGAAGACGCUCUUCACAGCCUGGACAGGAAGUGGGUUUGUGGCCGGCAGAUUGAAAUCCAGUUUGCCCAGGGUGACAGAAAGACACCAAACCAGAUGAAGUCAAAGGAAGGGCACUCUCCAAGCAGAUCCUCUCGAUACGACGACCAUGACCGAGAUAGCCGGCGCAGGCGUUCGCGCAGCCGCAGCAACGACAGAUACAGGUCACGCAGCCCCUCUUGUGACCGCCAUCGCAGACGAUCUGAGAGUCCUCGCGAGUCUCGUGGACAGGUGUAUGGUAGAGGAAGAAGCAGGAGCCGUGAGAAUGAAAGAUACAGGCAGAGGCCUCGGAGAGAGUCCAGAGGGAGAUCUCGAUCACGCUCCAAAUCCGCAUCACCACGAGAAAACGCCAACCCAGCAUCGACUUCCCAUUACACCGAGGAGGAAGUGCGACGGACACACUCCCCGUCCCACUCCAGGUCCCGGUCUGCAUCAAGGUCGCGCUCUCGUUCACGUUCUCGGUCCCGAUCCUGGGCUGGACGUAAGUCAGGAGGACGCUAGAAAAGUACCCGCUCCUCCUUCUAUCCGUCGCUAUGUCAGAUGCACCAGAGUUGGUUCAUUUGUCAAGAAAUGUUUGUUUUGACAUGAAUGUAACGUCCACUGGACCAUUUGUAGAAAGCUUGUUUUUGCGGCUUCAUUUUAAGAACAAUGCUGGUCCGUUACUUGGUUUUAUAAAAUUGUAUUGAGAUUUCCCAAUAGAAAUAUGAAACCGCAGUUUCCGUGUUCAGUGGUAGUCGGCCAGGAAUAAUUGUCUUUUUUAUAUACUGUCACUGAUAAUUUUGUUUUCUAAACCCUAUGCACCCAUUUUUGCAAAAAAAAAGAACAUUCAGUAUUUUAAAAUGAAUCCAGUCUGUUAAUGAACCAAACCUGCGUUUCUGUGCGUUUUAUCACAUUCAUAACAAAUCAUCUACUUUUUACUCUACUGCUGACCUUUCUGCACAGAUAAAAAUAAUAUUCAGAAACUUAAAAUUUGCCUUACAUAAUCCAUCACAGCAAACAUCAUUGAGAUAAUCAUCAACCUGUAUUGUCAAAGUAGCAGACUGAAUUGAAAAGUGAAAAAAAACCAGACUUGACAUUCAAGUUUUAAGUCUCUACAAGUCAGUGAUUUUUGCACUAAGGAAAUGAGUCUGAGGCUGCCUGGAAGGAAAAGUAACAAUGUAAAGGACAUGAUCAGCAGUAGCGUUAAAUAUUUGAGUGCUGCGGCUACAAUACACAGAAACGCUGCCAUGGUUCUUAAGUGUUAAGAUGUUGUUAACUAGUGACUUUAACCACAAAAUGUUUAAAAUGUACAUUCAUCUGUUUUUAAUUGUGUGCUUUCUGUAAAACUUAGACCUUUUUUUCAAAAGGUAUUUUAUUUUUUAACAUUUCUCCAAAUUUCAGUUUUGAGAGGAGGAACAGUUUUUCGUUGGUGUUUACACGGCUGUGUUGGUGGAUUUUCAGAAUGAAUCUUGUCACUGCAUGUUUUAUUCUCCUAAUCUUCUAUCUUUAUUAGGAAGAAACUGUUAUUUUGAGUAAUAAAUGGAUAACAUUCAG